Molecule: messenger RNA, 2961 nt
Organism: Papilio polytes (common Mormon)
Lineage: Eukaryota; Metazoa; Arthropoda; Insecta; Lepidoptera; Papilionidae
Product: protein angel homolog 1-like
Exons: 11
Coding region: 378-2015 (545 amino acids)
Molecular function (GO): 3'-5'-RNA exonuclease activity
Source: RefSeq, a predicted model, not a curated record
UCUUUGGCGAAUGGAGAAAAUGUCAAAUGAUAUGAUAUCAAAUAAUCAAAUAGUUAAAUAAGCAAAUGUGGUUAAUGUAGUAUAGUGGUAUAGUUUGGAGCUUGGCAGAGCAAUUAUCUUGGCGUUUGGCGUUAAAAUCAACGAUAGGAAAGAUCGAUUAUUUCGUGAUUAAUAAACCAGUCCUUGAUCACAAUUUUAUUGAUGCAAUCACAAUGUUGUAAUGGUGGUGCCCUUGUGUCAGUCUGCUUUGGAGUGGACUACUACUAGCAUGGCUUUCAAUAAAUCUCCCAAUACUGAACAUUACAGGGCAAAAUAUAUGUGAUCCAAAGAACUGUAUAAGAUUAAUGAUAAGUGAAGAUUUUCGUACCUAGUCAUGAAUGGGCAUUUAUAAAAUAGUUGUAAAUACUAGUGAACAUGUUAACUUAACUUUAUACAUUUGUAUAGAUAUGCUGAAUUUGACAAACAGUUUUUACAGAUGCUUGAAGCCCACAUGCGAAAAUUUAACUUACAAAAUAUAUUCACUAGCUUUCUCACAACUAAGUUGUAGAAGCGCGUUAUGCAGUUCUGUAUACAAUCAAAGAUCGUCAUUCAUCCCAUUCAUUCACAACAGCCAACAGUGCCGGCUGCUUGCUAAUAAAAGGAAGAGAUUUCGCUCCAAGAAGCCAUUUGCUAAUUCAAAUGCGGAAAUAACAGUCAAGUCAAUGGGUGAUUCAUUCCAGCCGUCAUUUAACCAUGUCAGUUAUGGGGGACAGUUCAAUGUAUUGUCGGAAGAUGAAAAUAAUUCAUGGAUUCAGUUAAAUAGCUCGGCCUCGACAACCAACGAUAACCGAAAUAUACGAAGGGAAAUACCUCCAAAUUUUAGAGUAUGGGAGCCAGUUGGAAAGCGGACUAAUACUUAUGAUGGCAACAAUUUUAAUUUUAAAGUUGUUUCAUACAAUGUUCUGGCGCAGUGUCUAUUGGAGGCAUAUCCACAUCUCUAUAAAAACUGCUAUCCGCACGACCUUAAGUGGCAUGCGCGUGCAACACGACUUUACACCGAGAUUCUCCAUCUGCAACCUGAUAUAUUGUGUCUCCAAGAAGUUCAAGCAUCACAUGUAGGCAGUUUCUACUCAAAGUUCGAGGAGAUGGGCUAUUAUGGUGUUUUUAAACAAAAAACUGGUCACCGAAAAGAUGGCUGUGCUAUAUAUUUUAAACGAUCCAUGUUUCAUCUUGAAGAUCAUAUUAAUGUGGAGUUUUACCAGCCGGAUCUGCCGAUGUUGAAUCGUGACAAUGUGGGCAUUGCUCUGCGCCUCAUCCCUCGCAACCCCCGCGCCGCCCCCGCACCCUUCGUCAUCGCGACCACUCAUCUCCAGUACCACCCCAAGAGGACAGACCUACGUCUAGCUCAGAUACAACUGUUCCUCGCAGAAAUUGACCGCUUCGCGUACUAUAACGACGGCAAGCAAGCCGGAUACUACCCUAUAAUACUGACGGGCGAUCUGAAUUCACCACCGAACAGCGCUAUCGUACAAUUACUAGGAAAAGGACAUGUUUGUGCGGCUCCAUUCCGAGAUGAUUCUGAUUGGAGUAAAAUAGGUGUGACCGACAAUUGUCAACAUCUUUCCGUGUAUUUGAGUCGACAGAGAGGAAUUACUGCUGACACCAGUAUGUUAAAGAUUUUUAACUCCGAGCACGGUAAGGACUAUAUACCUCCAGCGGUGUCAGCCGACGGUAGCGGGGAGUACAGUGCGUUGUUCAACAGCGGUGAGCUGACGCAUCCUCUCAGCCUCAUCUCAGUGUACGGUCAGCACAAACCUGAUGGCGCGCCGGAGGCCACCACCUUCCAGAACUUCUGGCUUACUGUGGACUAUAUAUAUUUUAGUCGUUGCAGUACGUUGCGACUUUUGGAACGCCUCCGUUUGCCUACAGAUGCGGAAUGUAUGGAGUUGGGUCCACUUCCUAACCACGUGUACGGCUCUGAUCAUCUAGCUCUCGCGGCUAUUUUCGAAUUAAAACCACCUAUCGCAAAUUUAUAACCCAAAGUCCAACGAAACAUUCGACUGCAUUGAUACUAGUAUUGAUAUCUCUGUUUUUCUCUAAAACAAUGAAAGAGAUGGAUGUCAAUGACCGACGCUUUGGUAGAACCAUGCGCAAGGAAUUCCUUUUUCUUUGAAUAAAUUAAUUUCUUUCUUUCUUCAAUAAAAGUAUCAUUGCAUUCGAAAACUACAGCUGCAGCCGCGACAGCGAACCGAAACGGAAGCGGUGCCUGCAAUUUCGUUAGAAUACUACGCGAAAUCUAAUAACUUGGCAAAUUCUUUGCUUUUCGUUUUCUAGUUUUACUGCCGCUCACAGUCGUUUAAUAGUUACUAAAUCUACACUGAAGAACUGUGCGGCAGUUACUAUGUUUCGUUUUGCAGUUCGCUUUCGUGGCUUAUAAACCCGCUACGAACCUUCGGUUUUAACUGAACAGUUAAAAGUGUGUGUAGACAAAACUUAACUGUUAUUUGAAUUGUACAGUUAAAGUUAAAUCUCUUUUAGUUAAAACUGAAGUUGUGUAGAGGUUUACAUGUAAAGAUAAAUUUUAUUUUUAAUUAUUAGUAUGUCUAUUUUCGCUAAAUCUUCCUAAAUCAUUUUCUAUGAGAGAGUUUUAUAUAUUUUAACCUUUUUAAUUUAUCGGUUAUGUGAUGCAAUCACGGUUCUUAGCCACAUUUUUUAAUAGUACAUAAAAUUGUUGUGUACUGUAUUUUAAUAUUUUUAUAUUUUAAAAUCUGUAUUUGAUUAAGUAACACUUAUAUGAUAACAGAGUUGUUUCUUCAUUACUGUGAGUCACAUAGUGUUGUCUCUAUUUUGUCAAAGAGAAUGAAAGAGGCGACGAUAAUAGUCACUGCAGUGUAGUUUUGAACUAACAACUAUAUACUGCAUAGCUGUCUUUAUUUAGAAAAAUCUUUAAUUACAAGUAUUUUGAUGAUUGUCAUUAUUGAA